AUGGAGGUUCUACUCGGUAUCACAGGCAAAGACUUUGUCCUUCUGGCAGCAUCGAAGGCUGCUAUGAGAGGCCCUACCAUCCUCAAGGCUACAGAUGACAAGACAAAGCAACUAAACGAGCACACGCUUGUCGCUUUCUCCGGCGAGUCGGGAGACACCAUCCAAUUUGCCGAAUACGUUCAUGCCAAUGUCCAGCUAUACACAAUGCGAAACGAUACCGAGCUGUCCCCGAAUGCGGUCGCUAAUUUCGUUCGAGGAGAGCUAGCACGCAGUCUACGAUCGCGGAGCCCCUACACAGUCAACCUCCUUCUCGGUGGAGUUGACCCUAUUUCUCAGAAACCACACCUAUACUGGAUUGAUUACCUCGCUUCUUUGGCGCCUGUCCCGUACGCUGCCCACGGUUACGCCCAGUACUACUGUCUAUCAACGCUUGACAAACAUCAUCAUCCCGACAUUACCCUGGAACAAGGAAUGAAGCUCCUAGAAAUGUGCACAGAUGAGUUGAAGCGCCGGCUGCCAAUCGACUACAAGGGGGUUCUGGUUAAAGUAGUGACUAAGGAUGGCGUGAAGGAAGUAGACUUCGACAAUAACCGAAUUGUCACAAGUGCUUAA
This is a messenger RNA of Aspergillus puulaauensis, 612 nucleotides long. RefSeq names its product proteasome core particle subunit beta 4 (gene pre1). Gene Ontology annotation, biological process: proteasomal protein catabolic process. NCBI's taxonomy places the organism in Eukaryota, Fungi, Ascomycota, Eurotiomycetes, Eurotiales, Aspergillaceae. The record is from RefSeq and is a predicted model, not a curated record. Gene Ontology annotation, cellular component: nucleus; proteasome core complex; cytosol. Gene Ontology annotation, molecular function: peptidase activity. Bases 1 to 612 code for a protein of 203 amino acids. The transcript is spliced from 4 exons.